AUGCAAUCGGCCUACAGGAAGUAUCAUAGCACUAAGACUGCUCUGAUUCGUAUUGUUAACGACAUACAGCGUGCUCUUGAUGACCAGUGCGAGUCCAUUUUGGUUUUACUCGACCUUUCCGCCGCCUUCGACACAAUGGAUCACGCGAUCUGUCUUGAGAGAUUACGAUUUUGUUAUGGCUUCUCCAACCUAGUUCUUCAGUGGCUCACUUCUUAUCUUGUUGAACGUCCUCAACGCAUAGUGUUGGAUAAGUUGUCUUCCCAGCCUCGUCGUUUAUCUUGUGAUGUCCCUCAAGGCUUCGUUUUAGGGCCGGUGUUAUUUUCUCUCUAUAUUUCUCCAUUGGAGGAUGUAAUUACGGCUCACUGCUUAAAUGCAAUGAUGUACGCCGAUGAUUCUCAGCUUUACAUUAUUGUGAGACAAAGCAAUCGUGCUACAGCAUUAAAGGAUCUUACGCUCUGUAUCGAAGAUAUCAUGUCCUGGAAUGUCUCUAACAUGCUUAAAUGUAACCCAAAGAAGACUGAUCCUUCUCAGUUACUGCACCGAAGCUCUUGA
This is a messenger RNA of Porites lobata, 552 nucleotides long. The record is from the annotation of a GenBank genome assembly. NCBI's taxonomy places the organism in Eukaryota, Metazoa, Cnidaria, Anthozoa, Scleractinia, Poritidae.